Morone saxatilis (striped sea-bass) is the source of this 2365-nucleotide messenger RNA. Its product is annotated as zinc finger protein 436-like. The transcript has 4 exons. The coding region runs from base 256 to 1683 and encodes 475 amino acids. NCBI's taxonomy places the organism in Eukaryota, Metazoa, Chordata, Actinopteri, Moronidae. Gene Ontology annotation, biological process: regulation of transcription by RNA polymerase II. The record is from RefSeq and is a predicted model, not a curated record. Gene Ontology annotation, molecular function: RNA polymerase II cis-regulatory region sequence-specific DNA binding; DNA-binding transcription factor activity, RNA polymerase II-specific.
UACCAAACGUCGUCACACACUUUGUUUCCUCCUUGUUGGCUGUAAUUUGACUGCGCGUCUGCUCGUGGGUUUACGGUAGACGCCUCAGCUACACGGAAGAAAAGGUUCCAGCUAGCUAGAAACACAGGGAUGUAAAAAAAAUGUUGUAGUGCGUCGGUUGUUUUCGCAAUUUCUGUAACGAAAUCACUCAGUGGAAGGACAUUUUUAUUCUAUUUUUUUUCUCCUCCUCGAACACUUACUUUUGCAUGAAUUAACAUGGCGACGUGCAUUCCCUUUCAAAGCCAGCUAUCCUCAAUAAUGGAGGUUUUGGUUAAAGCAGCAGUGACAGAGAUAUCCAAACUAGUCGAUGACAAAUGUGCGUUUCUGCACCUCGAAAUAUCCCGAAAGCAAAGCGAGAAUGAAAUGCUGAAGAGGAAAUUACUGAUGAUGGAGAACAAAAAUGCACAGCUGCAGCGAGGCUUUGAAAACUACAUGGACCGAGGACCUGAUGUGGGGAGUAACUGUCCGCAUCCCACAGGAGAAAUGAAGUUUCCGGAGAUUGAAGAUGCAACUGUUUCAUUCACAAUUAAAGAAGAAAGUCCAGAUGAGACGCUGUGGAUCAGUGAUUCUGCUGGACCAAUUGGUUCUGCUGUACAAUAUCCCAAUCCAGUUAACGCCCCGGAGAGCCAGCAGCUUGAAGAGAGCCGUCAGCUGAACCAUUCAGAGGUCGCAAGGCAAAAAGCCUCAGAGUUCGGUGACUUGUACAACUCUGGUCAGCUUGCAGGUGACAUCAGUGGCCUUCAGUUCACUGUCAAGACAGAGAAGGAGGAGAACCGAUCUGGAUUCAGUCAGGGAGGAUGCCAGCACGGUGCAGGGAAGCAGACUCAACUCGCUGCUGACUUUUCUAUGGAUGAACGAGAGAAUCAACUGUGGUCAUCCAUAAUUGAAGGUAAUGACAUUGAUGCUGGUUUUCCUGACUUUUCCAGCGUGGUAGAGGAGUAUUCCAACACAUUCCCGGAUCAUUCUGAUGCUCACGUGGUUUCCAACACUUCCAAGUCGGCUGGUGUCCAGCAGGUGUCCUCUCAGAGGCCGUGUAAUGGGAUCUACAACAGUGAGUAUCAAAAGGAUGCUCCACAGUCGUCCAAUUUUCAACCCAGACCUCAGGGCACCCAGUCAGAGCAAGACAGGCAGAAGGAACAAAUGUACGCGCAGAGAAACCCCUCGCAUCAUCUGAGGCAGCCAGAUGAACACCCUGAGAGGGAGACUGCAGCCGGAGAUAGACCGGCCGUAACUCCCUCGCACAACACUUUAACACCGAGCAGCUUUCCCUCUCACACCCACCACAAACCUCUCUCCGGCAUGGCGCGGGGCUACGUUUGCUCGCAGUGCGGGAAGACAUUCGGCCGUCUGCACCAGUUCAAGCUGCACCAGCAAAGCCACAAGAGAAAGCGGGCGUUCUGGUGCACGGUGUGCGGGAAGAACUUCCAGUGUUCGUCCCACCUCAGCAUACACCACCGGACACACACAGGCGAGAAGCCGUACGGUUGCGGGCAGUGCGGGAAGAGGUUCACGCAGCAGAGCAGUCUGAGGGUCCACCAGCGCACACACAGCGGGGAGCGGCCCUACAGCUGCUCGCUGUGCGGAAAAACCUUCAUCCUGAUGCACCACUUGAAGCGGCACAGAAUCAUUCACACAUACAGCUGAGGUGGAGAUGUUUGAAGGGAUGUUGCUCAGGUGAAAAGACACAAAUGACCCCCAAAACCAAAUCAAAAAGCCAGUGAGCGGCAGCUUUUUUGUUUGGGAUUUGUAACCUUGUGGCAUUGCUCACAGACUUUGUAUAUUAAUGCAUAUUUUACUAUGCAAAACCCAUCCAAUUUGAAGAUGUUUGCUUCUUUUUAUUUUACAUACUUGUCUUGUAAUUAUGAAAACCUGAAACUGAAUUGCAACAGAAUUCACACAAGACAUCUCCAAAGCUAGAAAUCCAAAAAACAAAACAAAAAAACAAGGUCUAAAAUGUGGAGUCAUUACAAAAAGAUCCUGCAGAUUUCCUCUUAAAGUUACCUGUAUACUGAUCUUCACUCAUAGACACAGUUUAUUUCAGCUUCUCAUUUAGAAAUUUGCCUUACUUCAUCUCAGCACUGAAACUGUAGAAGCACAAGAUGCUCUUUACCCCCAUAAACUCUCCCCUUCACAGUCAAAAGAGGGCUUUCCAUUCAGAGCCAGUGAAGCACCUCUCAGGUUUAUGUUUUGAUGUCAACAUUAGUAAAAACCCGCCUGACUAUUGUUCCGAGUUGAUUUUUUUCUCAUAAAAUGUAUGCCCAAAAACCCAUUGCCCUUUGUUAUGAUUUAUAUUAAAGGAUCGUUCAAUCAGCAGCUGGUCUGAAUA